UGCCAGGUUCUGUUUCUCCCUCCCAGAAGCCCUGCGCCCAGCUUCCUGGUUCCCCUCCAGACAGCUUCCCUCAGCGCUAGCCUCGCCUCCAAGGAGACAGCCCCCAACAACCCUCAACUGCCCAUCAUGGCUGAAUGGGUCCCUCCUGCUCAGUCUUCCAGGGGGCCUUCUGGCGAGCUCCCAGAGGCUGGCUUCCCCAAAGAGGCACAGCUGCAGACAGCCACGAUUUCCCUGUGGACGGUGGUGGGGGCUGUCCAGGCCAUGGAGCGGGCAGUGGAGGCGCACGCACUGCGGCUGCUGAGCCUGGAGCAGAGGUCGGGAAUGGCGGAGAAACGGUUUGCGGCCUGUGAGAAGGCGUUGGCGGAGAUGGGAAGCCAGCUGGAGAGCAGGGGGACGGUGCUGGGGACCCUCUUGCAAGAAUAUGGGCAGCUCCAGAGGAGGCUGGAGAACGUGGAGAACCUGCUCAAGAACUGGAAUUUCUGGGUCCUGAGGGUCCCUGCAAGCUCCUCUGGAGAGGCUUUCAAGGACUCAGCCGCCUUGGAUGAAGCCUCGAGCCAUUUUUCUCACGAUAAAUGGGAAAACCUACAGGAGUGGCAGAAGGAUCUUUACAAGAACGUGAUCAAGGGAAACUGCGAGUCUCUGAUCUCACUCGACUUUGCCGUUUCUAAACUGGAAAGUUUGACCUGUAUAGAAGAAGGGGACCCACCGUGUGGUCUAACUCAGGCAGACUUGGGGGAGGAGCCCCAAGAGCCCCCAGCCAAUACUGGAAGAGAACCGUCUUCUGUGGGAACCGAGGUGAUCUCUUGGAUUAAACAAGAGGAUGGCGUGUGCAGGAGGGACCUGGGGAAAGUGCCAAGCGGAGGCCUCCUUCAAAGCACCUGCAACUAUUAUACCGUUUCGAAAUUGGAAAGUUUACCAAGGGACAGGGACGGGGUCCCACCCUGCCUUCCUUUCCAGCCAGACUUGGAACCAGAGGCUGACACCAUCUCUGUUGUACAGAAAACAGAUUUGCCUGGUUCUAGAACAGACUUGAUUUCCUGGAUCAAGGAGGAGGAGCUGGGCGGAGAUGGUCAAAGCACUUCUAACGACAGGCACCUCCUACAGGCGGAGGAACACCAGCCAGAAGACCCUGCCAACCCGCCCCUGCUGCUCUUUUUCCCAGGCGGGUCAGUGGCCCCCAUCUGCAACGGCGCCAUUGGCGAGAGCCAUCCUCUUCCGCCCCUUCACAGUGCAUGCAUUGGGCCCAGAGCCGUCGAGAGCCAUCCAAGCUCUCCUGAUGCAGCCGCUGAAGCGGCGAUGGACCGGCCGCACACCUGCCCGGAGUGUGGGAAGACGUUCAGCCUCCUGCUCAGCCUCCAGAUCCACCAGAUGAACCACCAGAAGAAGAAGCUCUACGAGUGCGUCUACUGCGGGCGCACCGUAGGCUGCCCCUCGGAGCUCGCCCGGCACGAGAUGAUCCAUACCAAAGAGAGGCCCUACAGGUGCGCCGUCUGCGGGAAGGGCUUUGUGCGGAAGCAGCACCUCACCCCCCACUUACGGCUGCACACAGGCGAGCGGCCCUACCAUUGUGCCGAGUGUGGGAAGAACUUCAUCUGUAAGCACCACCUCCUGGAGCACCAGCGCACCCACACGGGGGAGAAGCCCUACGCCUGCACCGAGUGCGGGAAGACCUUCAGGCGGAAGAAGUCACUGAAGGACCACAUGCGCAUACACGGUGCGGAGCAGGGGCAGACAGACUCAGCCCGGGAUCUGCCAGAGGAGCCCCAGAACGACACGGACGCUGGGACAGAAAGUGCAAGGUAGCGAAAGGCAGGCGGCCGCCUCAUUCCCAAAGGAAGUCGUCGUCCUACGUUACGCACUGCUACGAGUCGAAAACUUGUUAGGAAAAAGCAGCCAGUGCUGCAAUCAGAAUAAAGUUCUGCUUGUUUGGCCUCAUUUAUUCUGCUCCUGCUUGGCCCCAGGGAGGGGUUACACCCAGCACUAAAGCCUGCCUCCCCCACGGAGGCCCCCCCCCAUGCUGUUGCCUCGCACAUUUUUGUGUGUCACGUCUCUGUCAUGUUGUGGUUCUCCCCCCCGUCCAGAAAGUUCAUUUUGAAUUCUGAGCCAUGUUGGCAGCCCCUCCACCAGCAGCUUGAUUAG
Messenger RNA from Eublepharis macularius, 2139 nucleotides. RefSeq names its product zinc finger protein 398-like. Gene Ontology annotation, cellular component: nucleus. Gene Ontology annotation, molecular function: DNA-binding transcription factor activity, RNA polymerase II-specific; RNA polymerase II cis-regulatory region sequence-specific DNA binding. Gene Ontology annotation, biological process: regulation of transcription by RNA polymerase II. Lineage: Eukaryota; Metazoa; Chordata; Lepidosauria; Squamata; Eublepharidae. The transcript is spliced from 8 exons. The coding region runs from base 127 to 1803 and encodes 558 amino acids. The record is from RefSeq and is a predicted model, not a curated record.